CACGUCCGACUUAGAAUCACUACUGACUUUAAAUGGCCUGACCCCAGAUUUUGUCUCUUGUCUUCCAGUGUACUGCCUCCCGUCUUUCCGAUUUGCUAUGGCCAUCAUGAAGCCGAGUAGCGUGGAUUUGUCUCUCGAUCAAGGUAUCUAGGUAAUCUGCCUGCAUGAUGACCGGUGUUCGACGACUGCGUGCCAACUGAGCCUGCCAUUGCACCAGCGGGCGUGCAGUCGCCGUUCUGAGAUCAUACGGUUGAACUUGAUCUGGAUAAUUCCAGCGAAAGAACUCAUGCGCGCGACCCCUUACUUAUUAUCGCGAACCAAAUGCUAAUCAAUCCAUCUAGCAUGGCCUCCGGCGCCGCAACGUCUACGAUAGGGGAAGCCACGAAGGAGAUUCGCUUAACACUCUUUGACGAACCCCAUCACCAUGAAGAGGGAGUCGAAUCUCGCAGGGCAAUAGGAGGUACAUCCUCUUCUCAACGGCUCACCUAUCACCUUAAGAAAGUCGAGAACCGGCUUGUUCAGUACAGUCUGGAGGCCCGCGGCAUAGAACGAGUGCAAGAAGACGAACGCAUCCCGCAUAUAUCUUGGGUUUCGUACUUGCAGGUUUUCCUGCUGUGGAUGUCGGUUAAUCUGGCAGCGAACAACAUCACUCUUGGGAUGUUGGGCCCCGCCGUAUUUGGCCUCAGCUACCUGGACUCUGCCCUUUGCGCAGUAUUUGGGGCUCUCUUGGGCUCCAUAUCUUCCUCGUGGAUGGCUACAUGGGGACCCAUCUCCGGUAUACGUACUAUGGCAUUUGGACGCUAUACUAUGGGAUGGUGGCCUAGCAAACUCGUCGUGAUAUUAAACCUCAUUCAGAUGAUCGGAUAUUGUCUGAUCAACUGUGUCGUCUGCGGGCAGAUUCUCUCUGCAGUAUCGCCGAAUGGAAGUCUAUCUGUGGCUGUGGGUAUUGUGAUUAUUGCAGUCAUCAGCUGGAUGAUUGCCACGUUCGGAAUAAGGGUCUUCCAUUAUUAUGAACGUUUUGCCUUCCUACCCCAGAUUAUCGUCAUCAGUAUUCUGUUCGGCGUUUCGUCUUCAAAGGUCGACCUAUCUACACCAUCUCAGGGAGACACUCGCACAGUGAUAGGAAAUCGCAUCUCAUUCUUCUCGCUCUGUGUCAGCGCCGCAAUUACCUAUACCCCAUUAGCGGCCGAUUUCUUCGUCUACUAUCCGGUGCGCACAUCGAAACUCAAACUCUUCUCCCUUUCCAUUCUCGGCCUCCUUGUCUCGUUCACCCUCGCCUUCCUUUGCGGUAUCGGCCUCGCUUCCAGCAUAAACAUUCAUCCUGAGUACGCAGCGGCCUACAAUAAUGGGCAGGGCGCACUUAUAGUCCAAGGCUUCAGCUCUCUCCACACUUUUGGCAACUUUUGCUCCGUCAUAGUCGCCCUUGGCCUAAUUGCCAACACGAUUGCACCGACCUACUCUGCAGGGGUCGACUUCCAGACGCUCGGCCGGUACGCCGAGAAGGUGCCGCGCGCUAUUUGGAACACCUUUGGCGUUGUGAUUUACACCGUCUGUGCCCUUGCUGGCCGAAGCCAUCUCGCUGACAUCUUCACCAACUUCCUAGCUCUUAUGGGCUACUUUGUUGCUAUCUGGGUCGCCAUCGUCCUCGAAGAAUGUUUCAUCUUCCGUCGCCGAGAUAAUGAAAAUGGCUAUGGUUACUAUAAUUGGCUCGUUUGGAAUGACCCUUCCAAGCAUCCUGUUGGCAUUGCCGCGCUGAUUGCAUUCUUGACGGGUUGGGCUGGCGCUAUUCUCUGCAUGGCGCAGGUCUGGUAUAUCGGGCCGCUGGCAAACUUGGUUGGAGAAUAUGGUGCUGAUAUGGGGAACUACGUGGGUUUUUCGUGGGCUGCUAUUGUCUACCCGCCUCUUCGCUAUCUAGAACGAAGGCAGUUUGGUCGGUAGAUAUAUGUAUCUGCCCGUCUGUGCUAAGGAGUCACUUUCAAUACACCGAUUCAGUAUCUAGCCCGCAUGGCUGGGCGCUGUAUAUUGAUCGGACAGUAUCCCUUUAAUAUAGGACGAAAGCACUUGGAGGAAAGGAACGGGUACAGCAUUUGAAGGAAGCCACUCAGGUUUCAAGGUUACUAGCUGUCACUGUCCUUUUUUAUUACUACGCGUCAACAGUCGUCCUCUCAGUACCUAAAAAUAUCACCCGCGCAGAAAAUUGCACAUGAUACAGGAUGUUUAGAGCUU
Molecule: messenger RNA, 2226 nt
Organism: Aspergillus nidulans FGSC A4
Lineage: Eukaryota; Fungi; Ascomycota; Eurotiomycetes; Eurotiales; Aspergillaceae
Product: protein pttA
Exons: 6
Coding region: 322-1938 (538 amino acids)
Biological process (GO): transmembrane transport; nucleobase transport
Cellular component (GO): membrane
Molecular function (GO): transmembrane transporter activity
Source: RefSeq, a predicted model, not a curated record